This is a messenger RNA of Electrophorus electricus (electric eel), 1891 nucleotides long. Lineage: Eukaryota; Metazoa; Chordata; Actinopteri; Gymnotiformes; Gymnotidae. The record is from RefSeq and is a predicted model, not a curated record.
CCAUGUGGACUAUAAAUAAGUCCGAACUCCACCAGCAGUGCUGCUCCGUGAACGGCCCGCUUACUCGCAUAGAUCCUCAAAUUGCGCAGAAAAUCCAAUACAGCCAAUGGCAGCGAAAAAGGGGGUCUGCCAUUGCCAAGAUAGUUGGGGCUAAUGCAGCCAAGCACGCAAUGUUUGAUGACACUGUGAACAUGUGGGUGUUCGAGGAGGUGGUGAAUGGACGCAAGCUCACCGAAAUCAUCAACACGGAGCAUGAGAACGUCAAAUACCUGCCAGGACACAAGCUGCCUCCUAACGUGGUGGCUGUUCCAGAUCUGCUGGAGGCUGUGAAAGGAGCAGACAUCCUUAUCUUUGUGAUCCCCCACCAGUUCAUAAACAAAACCUGCGAAACAAUCAAAGGACACAUCAAGAAAGAUGCAGUAGGAAUGUCCCUAAUCAAGGGUGUGGAUGAGGGCCCAGAUGGGCUGAAGCUCAUUUCCGAUGUGAUCAAAGAGAAACUGGGCAUCACCAUGACUGUGCUUAUGGGGGCCAACCUGGCCAACGAAGUGGCUGCUGAAAAAUUCUGCGAAACCACCAUUGGCUGCAAAAGCAAGGAACAUGGGCCCCUGCUGAAGGAACUUAUGCAGACCACAAACUUCCGGGUUACUGUCGUAGCAGAGGCGGAUGUUGUAGAGAUCUGUGGAGCUUUGAAGAAUAUUGUGGCCGUUGGUGCUGGAUUCUGCGACGGCCUGGGCUUUGGUGACAAUACCAAGGCGGCGGUGAUCCGUCUAGGCCUGAUGGAGAUGAUCGCCUUUGCACGCAUCUUCUGCACGGCUGGGCCCGUCUCGCCCGCUACGUUCCUUGAGAGCUGCGGCGUGGCUGACCUGAUCACCACCUGCUACGGCGGGCGCAACCGCAAGAUCGGCGAGGCUUUUGCCAGGACAGGCAAGACGAUCGAGGAGCUGGAGAAAGAGAUGCUGAACGGGCAGAAGCUCCAGGGUCCAGCCACAGCGGCUGAAGUGAACCAUAUCCUCAAGCAUAAAAACCUGGUUGACAAGUUUCCGCUGUUCAGUGCAGUGUAUCAGAUCUGCUUCCAGGGUCAUCCAGUAAAUGAGUUCAUCAACUGUUUGCAGAAUCACCCGGAGCACAUGUAACUCACUGGCAGCCAGAGGUUUUAUUCACAUCAGCGGUUUAAGGAAAGAAGAGAAGACUUUGCAGUGGAGGAUGGAACUAUGGCUGAACUGAGGAUGCCUUCUCCAGAACAAUGUUUCAAAAUGCUCUGAGUGUCAUAGCUUCAACACCAAAAAGCCUUACCAUUACCACACCACAAAAAAAAAAAAAAGGAAUGUUCUGCCACUUCAGGAUGGAGGUGCCUAUGUCUUGUUAAGGAUGUUGCAUAACCCUGAAACAGGUGUCCUUUCUAAAGGAUUUGUAUUGGAAAUGACUCCUAACUGUCUUAAACACAGCCUGUCUCAAGUGAGCAGGCUGUUACGUAACACUAGUCUGUGUGGUAAUGGAAUCUUAUGGACUGUGGCAACUGAGGGUAAGAAAUGCCUUAAAAUGCCUGACUUAACACUUAAUCCUGUUCAUACUAGUUUUCUGUUAAACAGAACAUACACAAAUAACCACAGCUGACUACUUGUACCAUGGCAUUGAGUGCUGCCCCUUUUAUAAUCUGUCUUUUAUUCUAAAUUCAUGGUUCCAAAUAUAGUAUGCUGUUAACAAAAGUUUUUUUGAAUUCAGUUAAUGAAAUGGUAAAAAACUAAAAACUUCUCAAGUCUUAUAUUUUUACUUUAUACUUGCAUAACCUUAUGGUUUUUCAGAGUAUAGUACAACUUCAGCAUGAACUCUGUCAGCUGAUUGCAAUUGGUGAAAUCAAAUUAAUGUUUGAAGCCAAACAAACUGAAUGUCA